Trichophyton verrucosum HKI 0517 is the source of this 3864-nucleotide messenger RNA. RefSeq lists its product as uncharacterized. NCBI's taxonomy places the organism in Eukaryota, Fungi, Ascomycota, Eurotiomycetes, Onygenales, Arthrodermataceae. Gene Ontology annotation, molecular function: lipid binding. Bases 1 to 3864 code for a protein of 1287 amino acids. The record is from RefSeq and is a predicted model, not a curated record. The transcript has 4 exons.
AUGACGACUCAAAAGAAGCCUGGGGGCUACUGGAGCGAGGCCAAUCCCGUCCCUACCAUACAGCAAUUCAUUGCUGAAUUAGAUGCUGGAAAGGCAGAGCGAGACAGGCAAAUUGACGAGGAGGCUCGCAAGAAACCCACGCCGCAGAAACAACCUACAGGGGCAGCUGUUCCGCAUAGGAAGCCCGUGCCAAAGACCAAAACCAAGGGCCGGGUGGUGACUGAUCCAACUACAGGCACGGAGGUGGAAAUUGAUGAUGUAGAUGAGAACUUCAAGAAAGCUGUCAGGGACCCUCAGGUAAGAUUUUACCCCUUUUUAUAUCCACGGAUGGUUAAAGAGAAGGUUUUGUCUGUUCAAACCAAACCAUCGCAAAAACUGGAAGAGUACAAGCAUACUCAGGAUAUCGUAUCUCCGCCAGAGCCAAUUGCGGCUGGAACUACGAGCGAUGUGCCCAUCCAUGGGGAAAGAACCAACAUAUUAUUUCACCCGACCCCAUCAAUCAGCUAUGAGCCGAUGUUUAAAAUAUUGGAGAAAAGGGCUGGAGUCCUAUGCUCUGUUAUCUUCGGCUCCAUUCUGAUUGCUGGCCGCUUCGCGGGAGGUGAAUUGAAAUGGAUAUUCCCGCUUGCCUGUUGUGUUGCAACGGGGGUAUGGCUCUGGACUUAUGAUGUUAUCCGUCGAGGGCGGACAUUUGAAUGGCAUUCGGAAAAGCUCCGUGGACAAACAGCAACUGCAAAUCUCCUUCCAGAGUCCGCAGAAUGGCUGAAUUCGUUUGUUGAGAUAUUUUGGGGCUUGAUCAACCCAGAUAUGUUUGCUAGCGUUGCUGACACCAUUGAAGAUGUCAUGCAUGCAUCGUUACCUGGAAUAAUCGAGAACGUCCGAAUAGCUGAAAUAGACCAAGGAUCCAACCCCUUGCGCAUAAUCAGCUUGAGGUCAUUGCCUGAUGGGCAAUGUUCAGAUUUAAUAGAAGGGCUGCGCAAUUAUAAUCUGGAGAACAAAGACGAACAGCAAGCUGCCGCUGAGGAGGAAGGUGGCCAACCUUACAACCUUGAAUGUACAUUUGCGUACCAUGCUAAACCUGGUGAAAACACCUUUUCCAGAGCACAAAACAUGCACAUGAUGGUGGUUUUCUAUCUCGGAGUCAAGGGUUUAUUCGGUGUUCCCUUUCCUAUUUUUGUUGAAUUGUCAGAGCUCGUCGGCACUGUCAGGCUUCGUUUGCAACUCUCUCCUGAAGCACCAUUCGCUAAGAGCUUGACAUUCAGCUUGAUGGGGAUGCCACAUAUCCGAGCAGGCUGUACUCCCAUGAUCAAACGAGGAAUCAACAUCUUGAACCUCCCAUUGAUAUCCAACUUUGUCAACUAUGCCAUUGGAGCGGCAGUGAGCAUGUACGUGGCACCAAAAUCAAUGUCGCUUGAUCUUGGUAUGAUGCUUGGAGGUGAUGAUAUCCAAAAGGAUACCAGCGCACUGGGCGUUUUCUGGGUGCGGAUCCACCGUGCCAAGGGCUUAAGCAAGCAAGACAAGAGAGGAAGCAAGGGCGGUGGCAGCGAUCCUUACAUCAACCUGUCGUUUUCAAAGUACGGGAAACCGAUGUAUUGUACCAGGGUUAUUUGCGAUGAUCUCAACCCAGAAUGGGAAGAGUCUGCAGCUCUUCUUGUGACCCCGGAGCUUAUCAAGGCCGACGAGAAGCUCAGCGUCGAGUUAUGGGAUUCUGACAGGAAUACUGCCGAUGAUAUCGUGGGCAAGGUUGAGCUGUCUAUGCAAAACUUGCUUCAACAUCCUGGAAAGAUGUUCCCUAUUACUUCCAAGCUUCAGGGUAUGGAUGCAGGCACUGAGAUGCCAGGAGAACUUUUCUGGGAAGUGGGAUACUUCCGCAAACCACAUUUCCGACAUGCUCUUCGCACUGAUGGCAAGGAUGAAACACUCCCUAAGGACUUGAAGGACCAUCCUGCUCUCCAAGAUGAGAAGGGGAAUGUACCUGAGCCCGAAGAUGAUGCUGAGGCAGUUACAUGCACCCCUCCUGAUCCUCUUUGGCCGAGUGGUAUAUGCACAAUCGUCAUCCAUCAGGUUGUAAACCUGCAAGUUCAAGAUAUCAAAGGAACUCUCAAAAACAGAAAGGGUAACGAGUAUGAGGCCGCUAGAUCUUAUGGAGAGAGUACCGGGGAGGAAGGAAAGCAAUUCCCAACCAGCUACUGCACUGUCCACUUGAACGACGAGCCGAUAUUCCGCACCCGAGCCAAGGCAGUGUCCAGUAAGCCCAUAUUUAACGCUGGAACGGAGAGGUUCGUUCGGGAUUGGAGAUCAGCUAUGGUCACCAUUGCUGUCCGUGAUCAGAGAAACCGGGAACAUGAUCCGAUUCUGGGUAUUGUGCCCCUUAAGCUCUCUGAUAUCCUCCAGGCCAGUUCUCAAGUCACUAGAUGGUAUCCCCUUGACGGCGGUAUUGGCUUUGGACGUAUUCGGAUAUCCCUCCUAUUCCGCAGUGUUGAGCUUAGGCUCCCGCCGAAGCUACUUGGAUAUGAUGUCGGCACCUUCAGCAUCACAUCAAACAAAAUCAUACUGCAAAACUGCGCGUCUCGCGGUAAGUUGAAGAUCAGGACCAGUGGAGUUCAUUAUUCGGUGCCUCGUUCUGCGUGGAAACCGGAUUCCAUAGAAGAAAAUGGAGGUUUCUUUGACCUCACAUCCGACUUGAAGGAGGAAAUCAUAUUGCCUACCAAACAUCGUUAUCGGUCUGCGAUAAUAUUUGAAGUUCAACAUAGCUCCGGCACCGCCCACGCCCUUGUGUGGCUCCAGAACCUUGUUGACAACGAAGAAACGCCCGUCGACUUACCUGUCUGGACAGCUAAAAAUGCCUGGCGACUAGUUCAGAACUACAUGACAGAAGAGAACUGGGAAGAAGCCAAAAAUAGUCCUGGUUUGGAAGACCUUGAGAUGGUUGGACGAAUCCAGUUCAGCUGCCGUUUCACCCCUGGUUUCCAUCAGACCCAUGAGAAGCUGGUCAAUAACAAUGAUUCCAGGGAAGCCUUUGAAACAUGGGAAGCGAGUGUAUCUGAAGGCGUACGGGGAGAGAUCCGCUCAGAGGUUCCUCCAACGGUGCAGAGGUUACAUGAAAAGUCCCUAGUCCAGGAACGGGAUAUCCUCCGUCAAGCCAGCGCCAAACUUCGAAGGCCUAGAUCGAAGGACAGCAACUUAUCCUCAAUUGACGAUAUUAUCCGACAAUCGAUGACAGGAAACGCCAGCUCUCGUAUGGAGGGGGGUGCAGCAUCCGAAGGCCAACACGAGAACCAGAGUAGGAAUCAAUCUCGUCCAACAACAGCCGGGAGCGCAAAUGCAAAUGCAAAUGUAAACACAGAUGCAGAUGCAGGCGUAACUGCGAAUAGAACCGUUCUAGCACCCAUGACGGUGGGCGGAGAUGGCAUGCCUGAAAGCCACAAUAAUCCUCAGAUGAUGGACUACGCCGACGGCCCUACCACUACUGAAGCGGUUGAUAGACCCCUCGGAGAAGGAGAAGUAGCUGGAGCUGAGGUCGCCGGUGGUGGAGCUAUGGCUUCUCAUGAAUAUGAUCUAGAUGAUGGUAGGGUGGAUGGCCAUGGCGAGAAUGACAACAAUGAUGACAACACCGACACUGCACUUGCUGACGGGGUCCUCUCGGAAUCAAGCCACGAAACAACGGAGGAGAGGAGGGAACGAAUUGGCAACAAGGAGAACCGACGCAGCGAAUGGCGAAAGCAUCGUGGCGUGAUGCAAUGGCGCCCAGCUCGUAAUGCCGCUUUCGUCAAACACGAAGCUUCGUUUGCGAUGAAGAAGGUGAAGGACAAGCUUAUGGGCGACAUGACGGGCCGCGAGCCAGAUAUCCAAACCGAAGUCGGCUGA